CAAUAGGAUCUCAGCCCAUAGUCAGAGUUGCACUGACUGUAUUUAAAUGAAAUGCACACAGUGGAGCCCUGCAUGUAUUUAGGAGACAUGUCCCUAAAUUUCAAAUGAUAUCCCUAAAGCAACACAUAUGCUCAUAAAUAAGUCUCAUAUUAAUUUUUAUAUUUUUUUUAUAUUUUUGGAGUUAUUUACUGCUCUGAGUGGCCUGAGCAAUGUGUAAGGGACUAUAAAAAUAAGCAUUUGCUCAGGUCAAACCCUUGUAACCCUUAGUAACCACAUUUUUCAUUGCAGUCAGGUAUCCAGUGCACACUGUUUGGUUGCUAUGGGUUACUAGACAAAUUAAAAACUGUGCACUCCUUAUUGCAUUGCCCCAGUUAUAUAUAAGGAGAUACAGAAAGCUUCAUUAUAUCCAUGCAGCGAGUUUCCCGUGUCCCAUUGCCCCACCAAGCAGUGCCCCCCAUGGGUACAGGGUAUAAUAUGUGCCCCAACAUGUUCCACUGGAACUGGGCCUUGGGGGUAAUAGUAAGUGGGAGCCCUGUCACUGUCACUUACAGACCUUACUGUGAGAUAUGUUAGUUAUACACUGAAAUGUAUGGGGUGUGGGACUUUUUCUGUUAAAAUGUCUGUUUUUGCGUCAUUAGAUAUUUCAUGUAUCAGCGAAUGUGGCCCCAGGAUAAAUGUGCCCGGCGCAGAAGGGGGAGGAGCCACGCUGCCAGUGAGGGUAUGGAGGCAGAUAAAAGACGUCUCUUGGGUUAUAAGUAGAAAUCAUUUUGCUACAACAAAACCCAAUGAGCCCAUUGAUAUCCGUGAUGAUCAGUAUGAGGGGAGAUUGCACAGUGAGACAGGCAGAUCCUUAACCCUCACGGAUCUAACCAAUCAGGAUCAGGGAAUCUACUCAGCGUUCAUUCGCUCACAAUCAAAUCAGCAGUGCAAGCAACUGUAUCAUCUCCAAGUCUAUAAGACUCUCACAUCAGAAGAUAUCCUGAUCCAUCUAAAUGUCACCCUUAGUGAGACCCACAAUGGGCCCUGUACUAUUACGGGAACCUUGUCCUGCGCUGUGAUUGGCUCAGAUGUGACUCUCACCUGGAAUAACACAAACAGCCCCGGCACAGAAGUGACCAAUCACACGCUCCGUGUCUAUAAUGCUCAGUCACAUGUUACAUACAGCUGUACCGCCCGGAACCCAAUCAGCGAGGCUUCCAGAACUGCACAUAUUCCCUGCAAUAGAGAUAAUACAGAAGCACCAGUUGGAGAUUAUACCCGGCAGAAUAUGAUCCGUUUGGGUUUGGCCUCAGUGAUACUGAUUAUUACUUCAUAUCUGAUCCUCCAACACUUUCACGGCAUGAAAAUAUAUUAUAAGGAUCUCAGCUGAUAGGCUGGUUAUAUUGUAACUCCUCAUGGGCGGGGCCUCGUCUCCAUUUUGGCUGAACAGAGAGACACGCCCAUCAAGUUAAACCUAUUGCUGAAUAAUUCCUGUUCUAUUCUAUUUUCCUGUUGAUCCAGGGGAAAGGGACAGUUUCCCACUUGAAGCUUUCAGCAAAUUGCCUUAUAAGCAGAUAAAUGCUCAUUCUAUUAAACAUGGCAGCUGGACUGUUCCCUGGAUAAACACUGUAUAUAAAAAGUGUUAAUAUCAAUGCAACAAGUUAUAGGAGAUACUGUAAGUGCUGUUGAUCUGCCAUAACCAAAUGCAGUUUCUGUUUUGGCUAAUGGAGGCCAAUG
Xenopus tropicalis (tropical clawed frog) is the source of this 1716-nucleotide messenger RNA. RefSeq names its product SLAM family member 5. Gene Ontology annotation, cellular component: membrane. The transcript is spliced from 3 exons. The record is from RefSeq and is a predicted model, not a curated record. NCBI's taxonomy places the organism in Eukaryota, Metazoa, Chordata, Amphibia, Anura, Pipidae. Bases 590 to 1369 code for a protein of 259 amino acids.